AUGAAUGUAGAUAGAGAAAUUAAACUAGAAGAGAUGAUAGAUCACGAUUCUGAGGAGACAAACAAUGCAUACGAAGUAUUCAAAGAGGAUCUAAAUGAAUUAGUCUCUCAAAAAGAAGAUAGAAAGAAGAAAACAUCCAACUUCUUCAGUAAACCAGUACAAUCUAAAGAAGCUGAUAAAAUUAACAAAAUACUCAAUAGAACAGUUCAGAACAACGAGAAGAUGUUAGAAAAGAAAUUGAAAGUAGAAUUUGACAAGAAGAUGCAGCGAAUGAAUAAAAUUAAAAGCAAGUGUUACAGGAAAAAAUUGAAAAAGACAGAAAGUAUUAAGAUAAAGGAUGAGAUAUAUGAAGAAAUCAGCGAUAUUGUUGAAGAAGUAGAAAACGAUGAAAUUAUCCAGAUGAAUCCUAAGCUAUUUGUGGAACCAUGCGACUUUGAACUAGAUGAAACAAAUGGAUACCAGAAUGAUCAGAAUAAACUGAAAAUGGCCGAUUUGUUUGAUGCAACUGAAUCAGAUAGCAGCAACAGCUUCGCUAAAGAAAGAGAAGAUGUCAUGCGAGAAGAUGCACCGUGCAUAAAUGAAAUGAUAUUACCUGGAUUUGAUGGUGAAUGGGCAGGUGAAGGAAUUGAGACUAUUAAGAACAAGCAGAAUACCAUCCGAACUACUAAAGAAGGAAUUGCAGUGCAAGAUAGGACUGAUUUCACAAAGAGAAAUGUGAUAGUAAACGAAAACAUAAAAUUCAACCCAAAAUACGAUGUGGAUCUUCCACAAGGAUAUACGGCAAACAUGUAUGAGAAGAAGAUGAAGAUGUGUGUGAACAAAUCGAGCAAACCAAAUAAUGGCGUAGUUGGAGAUGAAUUAGAAAUAAAGAAGUUGAAGUAA
This is a messenger RNA of Enterospora canceri, 882 nucleotides long. The record is from the annotation of a GenBank genome assembly. NCBI's taxonomy places the organism in Eukaryota, Fungi, Microsporidia, Enterocytozoonidae.